Molecule: messenger RNA, 2869 nt
Organism: Salvelinus namaycush (lake trout)
Lineage: Eukaryota; Metazoa; Chordata; Actinopteri; Salmoniformes; Salmonidae
Exons: 4
Coding region: 705-1556 (283 amino acids)
Source: RefSeq, a predicted model, not a curated record
AGUAUCACACACGCCGACGAGGGAAGCACGAGUUUUUAGUCCCGAACAGUCAUAAUAUCCUAAAUUGUGCCACGUUCUUUUCUAGUUUUAGUCCAUAAAAUACAUUAUUGGAAUGUAUCGUGAAUCUUGAGCAGGCAAUGCUAAGCGAAGCUUUGGGUCAGAAUUGGGAUGUUUUUAAACGAGACGCGCAUUUUGGUUGAUCUUAAAUAAGUAUUCCAAUAAUUGAGAAAACAACCGUGCUGAAGCAGAGACCGUUCAUUUGCAUCCAAUCAGUUGUGAAGACGGGCACUCUUUGAAGCGCCACAGGACAUCAUUUGCAUGAAACUGAAGCCAGGAGGAUAAAUAUUAUGUGUGGCGGGGUAGAAAGCGAAGCUGUUUCCUGAGAAGUGGGCUUGCCUAACAAUGGCCAUCAUCUUGGAACAGUCGGCGGUUCGCAGUCAAAGCAACAUCUGAGGGAGGCUGUAGGAUAUGGAGAGAAUGGCAGAGAAAAGAGAAAGGGGAGGGGAAGUGCCUAACAAUGGCUGGGGCCGUACAUCUCACACAAUGUGCCAAGAGGAGAGUGGUGUUUUCGGGACAUUCUUAAGACAAUGGGAGAGUUAUGUCCAGCUGGUGACGCUUAACCUCCGUUAGACAGUCCAUUGUUUGGGACACAUUGGCUCUUAUGUAGUGUCUAGUUGUAACACAAGUCCGGUCAAGUCAAUGCCAUGAAUUCUAGAACUUGCAAUCAAAACGUUGACUCCAACUGCACCCGAUUCAAAGAGAAAGUGGGAAAUACAACUAGGAAAAGGACUGAAGACCACGACACCUGUGCCACAUCUACCACUAACCCCCCCUUGACCCCUUCAAAACCCACCCUCCUAUCCACCAUGUCUCUCAAUACCUUCCACCUGAUGGAGACCCUCAAGAAAUCCCCGGCUGCUUUACGCCGCCAUUUCUGCCGCGACCGCACAGAGUCCCUCUCCCACGGCGAUCCGCUAUUCAAGGUCCACUACCUGGGCACUGAGAAAAUCUUCUCCCUGGAUCGAGAGCAGGCCCAGGAUGCCAUAGCCCGUCUGCUCGAAGGGGCCGCAAAUGGAAAGAAGCUGAGCAAAGACCACGCGUUGGUUGUUCGUCCACGCUAUGUCGAAGUCAAAGAGCUCAGCACAGGACGCCAGCUCACUAAGACCUACCUCCAGGACAUAGCCUACUGCGCGGCCGACGCCACCAGACCCAACGUGUUUCUGUACAUCUGUAAGCAGCGUGGGCAACAGCUGCAGUGCCGGGUGUUCUGGUGCAGCCGGGCAGAGCGGGCACGUGACAUGACGGCCUGUCUGGCACACUCCUUCCAGAGGGCACUGAGCGACUGGCAGGGGGACGGCGGAAGUACCGGCACACUGACCCCAGAAAAGGUUGGGGUGAAGGAGGGAGAGGAUAUGCCCACCACCCCUACUACCUCCAAAAACUCCAUGCUAACAGCUAGCUUAAGACGAGUCCGUUGGAAGAAGAGGAGGUCCCUGUCUCGCAGUCCACUGAGUGCCAUGAUCAGGAAGAGAUCCACCUCAGACAUCUGGCACUGAGACAACUGAUCUCCAGCAUGACACUAAACUGAUGACACCCACAGAGACUAGUUACAGCAUGUAGGGAGGGAGGGAAGGGAAGAGACGAGGGAUUGAAAGAACCCACCACUACUGGACUCAACAGGACUGAAGGGUGAGAGAAGGAGAUUAGUGCUGGACUUUCUUUUAAAUGGGACAUUGCCUUAUUAAGUCUACAGUACAGUUCAUGACUGGAUUGAACAUUAGCCUACAAGCAUUAGCCUUGGGUUGAUGGUACGCUGUUGCCAGCAUUCACCUCUGUUGCCUUGUGACUUGCUUUCGCUGUUGGAAAGCUUCAAUGCUAAACUGCUAAUAUCCAUCGCCACUCCAAGUCACUUGUUUUCUAGUGGCCUUGCGACUCUAAACUGCCAGUUAUGCUUCGAAGAAAGGAGCACAUGGUCUUGUGUGCCUUUUUAACUAGGUAAGGAUAUGACCAAAGAUAUCCCCAAACCACAAUCUGUUCUCAAUACAAUGCUGGGUAUGGGCUGGAAUGGUUGAAACUGGUUACAGUCAUAGCAAUGAUGGUUGUUUUUUUAUAGUUUUUUUUAUUUAUUUCAAUUAGGUUUUUGUUGUUAGCUUAUGGAUCAUCAGCCUGUACACUUGUUUUUUUUUUUAAACGGGGGAGGAACUUUGUUUGAGCUGACCCUGAAAUGUGAGCUCCGUGUUGGUCUUGGGAGAGAUGUUACAAAGUGUGUGUGAGGAUUCAUGGGGCAUAAAGGGUUCAUUUGAGCCGACCAUAGAAGAACAUCUGCUGGGUGGUCAUAGGUACACAGUAGGCUGUGUUCAUAGGCAGAACUGUAAUUAAGACAUGACAACCCAGGGUUUAUCGUGUUAAUAACUCACGACUAAGGCCCAACAUGGAGGAUCAGGGAAACAGCCCUUAGGAGGAUGUUAUUCACGAUAAUUCCUGGGGCCUGAUUGCUUUUAUAAAACGGUUACCAAUUUUUUUUUUUAAAGAUGUGUUUUCAUUCAAUGUUAUUUUAAUGAGUAAAUUUGUUUUAUUUCAUCCUUCCACCAGACAAUCUAGUCUGAGCAAAAGCCAGUUGUUAGUUCUGAAAUAAUGCAGUAGCUAGCCAAAUGAGCUGGUCGUCCAAAAAAGGUUGCCAUGCAGGCUAGCUACUUUUCCUUUGGUAGUUAGCUAACUAAAGCUGACACUAUCACAUCAAGCAGCUGAAAUGAUGGCAAACUAUGUGCAUUUUAGUUUGUUUUACCUUUGUUUCUAUUGCCAUUUCUUUUGACAUAUCCAUUGUUAUUACCCUGUAUAAAUAAAUUUUCCUGACUAAGAGAAACUGUCA